UUGAAACUUUGAACUGAAGACAUGAGUGGAAGAGGAAAAGGCGGGAAGGGACUCGGCAAAGGAGGCGCAAAGCGUCAUCGCAAAGUCCUCCGCGACAACAUCCAGGGAAUCACCAAGCCCGCCAUCCGCCGUCUGGCUCGCCGUGGUGGCGUGAAGCGUAUUUCCGGCCUGAUCUACGAGGAGACCCGCGGUGUGUUGAAGGUGUUUCUGGAGAACGUGAUCCGUGAUGCAGUCACCUACACCGAGCACGCUAAGCGGAAGACUGUAACCGCCAUGGAUGUGGUUUACGCCCUGAAGAGACAGGGACGCACCCUGUAUGGCUUCGGCGGUUAAACGGUCACAAACAUCCAUUAUCAAAAUCCAAAGGUCCUUUUAAGGGCCGCCCACAUACUCACUGUAAAGAGCUGCUUUCUCCCAUAGACUAAAUUUUUCUUCAUAUAAUGUAGGGAGAUUAACAUUAAGUGUUUUUGCA
Messenger RNA from Epinephelus fuscoguttatus (brown-marbled grouper), 472 nucleotides. RefSeq names its product histone H4. Gene Ontology annotation, biological process: nucleosome assembly. Gene Ontology annotation, cellular component: nucleosome. The record is from RefSeq and is a predicted model, not a curated record. Lineage: Eukaryota; Metazoa; Chordata; Actinopteri; Perciformes; Serranidae. The transcript has a single exon. Bases 22 to 333 code for a protein of 103 amino acids. Gene Ontology annotation, molecular function: DNA binding; structural constituent of chromatin; protein heterodimerization activity.